Molecule: messenger RNA, 3594 nt
Organism: Carassius auratus (goldfish)
Lineage: Eukaryota; Metazoa; Chordata; Actinopteri; Cypriniformes; Cyprinidae
Product: E3 ubiquitin-protein ligase PDZRN3-like
Exons: 7
Coding region: 521-2530 (669 amino acids)
Source: RefSeq, a predicted model, not a curated record
GUGUGUGUGUGUGCGUGUGUGAUCAGUGGUCCUGCAGCAUCUUCCUGGAGCUCUCUAAACACGAUGUACUCUGCGAUCAGAACAAACCUUCAGAUGUUUCUCUCAUUACCUACGUUUUUUAUAUAUAUAUAUAUUGUGCAUUCUAUUAAUCUCAGUGAUUUAUGGAUUUAUUCAGCUUUCAGUUGAUGCAUCUUUUUAAACAGGCUCUACAUGAGCUCGUGGACCCCCGAGUUUGAGGACACUGGGUUGAUGAAUCCAUGGCUCUGUUAUGGCGUGACACAGAUCUGCUCUCUACUCUCCUCUGCUCUGCUGUGUGUGUGUGUGUGUGUGUGUGUGUGUGUGUGAGUCUAACAGACACAGAUCUACAGGACACUGGUGGUCUCUAAACACAGAUGUUUGUUCCUCUCUCAUCUCAGGAGGCUUCAGCACAUUCUCAGUCAUGGCUCAUAGCUCUGAUUGAAUGCUGGAGACCCAGUCCAGGAGCGUCUGACGAGGGCCAAUCAGCUCUCGCUGCCCGCUGAUGGACGCAGGUCCUGGCCAAUCACAGCAGGGACGUGGAGGAAUGGGGCGGGGCCUGAGUGCUGGAGACUCUGUGUUCUUGAGGUCCCACUCAUCUGUUGCCGUGGUGAUGGGCUGUCGACUGUCACGGCCAUGGAUGGGAGACAGGACGGGGGUUCACGGUCGGGAUCUGACCCACCUGCAGAAGCGAGAGGCCUUCCGUAUCCUGGCCAGCUACGAGCAGCCAAUCACGCUUCAGACUGAGGGCCGGGGGCGGAGCCUGCAGUACAACAGGACGACGGACUGCAGCACGCAGACGGAGCGACCCUGGGAUCCUCUCCGGCUGAACUUGUGCACUCUGCCACGACUUCCUCCCUCGGACAGGGCGUACUACGAUCACAUGUCCCUGCCUGGGACCCGUGGAGAUGGAGGCAGGUGCGAGUACCUACCAAACACGGCCCGAGACCCGGAGCACAGAGAACGACUGGCCUACACUCUGUCCAGCGGCAUGUCUCCGGGAGAAAACUGUCUGAUCGGAUGCUGCAACACCAACCUGGACGAACCCCGAGGUUUCCAGAGUCAGACCGAUGACGAUGACUACACGAUGGAGAGACCCCUGGGUCACCUGCCUCUUCAUCACGAGCUGGACAGCGGGCUCGGCUGGACGGACGGUAGCUUCCACCAGGGGGAGCUGUCAGGGGUGGAGACGGAGGAGGGGCUUGAGGAGUGUCACGGCGGGUCGCCGUCGUCCGAGUCCUUCUUCUCGUCUGAGCUGAGCGACUCGGGUUUCCACAGCGUCAGCACUGGCGAGUUCCUGCGCUUCCAGCGUCUGCUCGAGAAACGCAUGCGCCAUUACAACGCCUGCAUGCACCACCAGGGGGAGCCGUGCUCUCAUGAGCGGUGCGACAGCCAGAUAAAACACCCCCUAGAGGCCAUCCCAGAAACACUGACGGUGCAGCCUCAACACGUCUGUGCGCUCGUCCCGGGAUCACGAGGUUUGUCGCGUGUUUCGUCUGUGCAGUACCACAAGGCAGAGCGUCCGUGUUUGAACAGGCACAGCUCCAGCAGCGGCUCGCUCUUCAAUCCCGGCCCUCAUCCGAUUUCUGAGGGAAUGCUGACAAGAAGCAGGACACUGCAUCACCGCUCGGCACCAGCGGAGUACCGCAGACGGGCGAGUCACCCGGCCUCGCCCAACUACUGCAGCGCUACGCUGCAUCCCUGCGUCCACAGAGAUGACCCGCCCAUGAAUCUCCCUCAGGAGCAGGACUUGGCACUUAUGCACACCGUUUCACACCCUGUUGUACACCCUGCUGCACUCCCUUCACACACUCUACACGCAAUGAGUCAACCGUCCCUGAUCUCUCCAGUUUACGAACACUGCUGCAUGCCUCCGGAUCUUCACGCCAACGGCAGGAUCAGAGCAUCCACUGAACCACAACUCCAGAGGACCCAACAGACUCCCAACAACAGGUUCCACACCCUAAGUCACACGCCCAGUCAGGACUCCAACGAAACCUGGCCGAAACUCCCCAACCGCGCGGUAUCUGUUGGGGGAGGCGGACUCUACAGCACCUUGGAGGGCCACGCGCCCGCUAGGAAGCCACCCGGCGGGAAUUUGCGUGCUUUGCGAAACCAGAUGCUGCGGGAACGAGCCUCAAGAUUGGCGGACGAGCGUAGCGGCAUGAGCACGGACGAAGAGAGUCACAGCGAGGUCCGCAUGGGUCGCUACUGGAGCCGCAGCGAGCGCCGCGAACACAUGCUGCAGAAACAGCGACAGGCCAGAAACAACGACAGCUGCAGCGUAGCUACAUCAGGAUUGGUGCAUAGCGGCGGAGUCGUGGGAGGAGCUAACAGAGAAAGUUGUAGCACUGUUCUCGAACUGAGUCAGAAGAAACUAAGUCGCAUGAGGAACCGGAAGCUGCUGGAUGACUGGACCACUGUAGAGGAACUCCUAACGCACGGAUCACGCCUGGGUCCUAGCGAAGCCCCCCGGCAGCUGCCUACGUCAUUGCUCACCGUCACAACUGUAUAACGACACUCAACUAGCAUGUGUUCAAGUUGACUUGUGUGUGUGUGUGUUUGUGUGUGUUGGACCGGCCGCACUACACAAAGCUACCUCCUGACAUUGAGGCUUACAGACGAUUCCGAACACUGUAGUACAUUGUUUUUUAAAUGUUAUAUUUGCAGUAUCUUGUUUCGCAUUGUGUUGUGAAGAGACGUUUUAUUAGAAAGCAAAUUCACUAGAGUUUGAUUUGACCGCAUGAAGCAAUACAACAGAUUACGAUGCCAGAUUAAACCAAUUUUUCAUUUGGUGCCAAGAAAAGUUUACAUUACGGAUCAUUUUAAAGUGGUGCUAACCGUAAGAUUUAAUUUCUUCAACAUGAUUUGCAACUAAACUACAAACGACAUCCGAAUUACACCAGUUAUGCACAAAAUUUCAAGAAACCCCUUUCCGACUGUCUUGCUCUAGCUAAUUUGUGGUGUUAGCACAGCCCCUUCUCCUUUCAAUCAUAAAUCUGAUUCUCUGGGAAUAAUAUCGGAUAAUCUAACGAUGGAUCGGGAGUCAGAUACGCCGUUGAUUGGGUGUGCAGGGUCAUGCUGGAGAUCGGGCAGCAGAAACGCUAGCGUUUGUUGUAAAGUGUGCGGAUUCUUGCACUAUAACUGUAGUUCCGUAGAGUAUUUUUAAAGCUACUUUUCUUGUGCUCUUCACAAUUGAUUUCACAAAAAAAAAAUUUACGAAAAACUUUUAUAAAGACUCAAAUAAGGAUUAAAGGUGGUAUUAACACAAGUAAAUCCAUAUGGAGAGAAAGACGAUCAACGCACAACUGUGUUUUUGUUCAAACAUGUAAAUUUAUCCAAUAUUUUCAGUGCACCUUUCCGCAAACAAAGUUUUAACUUUACACUACAAUAAGGCUCAUGAAAAGCAAGCAGAAUUAAGUCUCCACAAGUAGAUCAGUUACAAAUAAAUGGUGUUUUGAUUGAUGUACACAAAUUCGUUCUGUUCAUGAGACACCUGUUUCAGCGUGGGAUGUUUGCUGAUUUUUUUCUUCUUCUUCUUUGAGCGGAAAAUCAGGAUUUUUCCCACCUGCACUAUUG